Molecule: messenger RNA, 5598 nt
Organism: Cygnus atratus (black swan)
Lineage: Eukaryota; Metazoa; Chordata; Aves; Anseriformes; Anatidae
Gene: SYT16
Product: synaptotagmin 16
Exons: 9
Coding region: 1484-3244 (586 amino acids)
Source: RefSeq, a predicted model, not a curated record
AUUUGAAAAUGAGAUACAGAGAACUUGAAUCUCUUGGGAAACCCCAGGACUGUUAAAAAAGAUGCAGAUACUGGGUUUAUGGCUUCAAAUUCACCGCUUAUGAGUUUCUUCACUUGGGAGGUUGUUUAAGGAUGAAUGUUGCAGCACCAGUUCCCUUCUGCUAUUCCUAGGCACUAAGGUUAAGUUAGGUCUUCCAGCUACAGGAUUUUAAGUUCUUCUCUUGAAGGAAAACUUGAAGGUGGUUUCUUUAUUUCCCUCUGACUUGCAGGUUUCUUCCUCAAGGAGACUAAAGACUAAACACAUGUACAAAAACUUACUUUUCACUUUCUUGACACGCUCCUUUCAGCUAAGUUAUUAUUCUGUCAAGCAUACAUUGCUUAUGCUUCCCUGAAGUAGCAGUUCUUUAUAAUGUGACCAUCUUGUUUGCCUCAUUUUGUAUCUUUGAACCAUCCCAAGAGCUGAGUAGGAGCAUUUUUCAGUUUUUGAUAUUCAGUGACAUGAGUUCUCCUGCAGACUCUUUUGAAAACGAUUUGCAAAUCAACAUCUGAUGCGUGCAAUGGCUUGAAUAUGCACUAAGAUGGGUGCACUCAACUAGCAGUUAUUUUAAUAUUAUAAUUAUGAAAACAAGUGUGCUCUUUAAUUUGUUUAUAAAAUAACAGAUGUAAAAAGUAAGUUAUGCUUAAGGAUAAACUUGACUGUGACUAUACACAGUGGUAAUAUUUCAAAAGAGUAAUCUUUAGAAUUUUGAGGCAACCGUAAACAACACUUCAUAAUGCUGGUGUGAUCUCUCUUAAAAAACAUAUAUAUAUAAAUUCCCUUGCUGCAGUCUGGUGAGCAAUCACAGGCUAUUAAAAACAAGAGAGGGAAUUCCUAAGAUGCUUCAGUAAAGCGAGGUGGUGUCAUUUAAAAACAACAACAACAACAAAAAAGUAAAUGUAGAUUUCUAAGAAUAUUGUUUUCUAAUAUCUAACUUCUCUCCUGGUUAUAGCCUCAGUUAAUACAGUAGUGAAAGACCUCAAGAGAACUUCAUCUCUGUAUCUCCAGUCGAACUUCCAACUGGCCUGCUAGAUAAGGGUGAAGCAGCAUGACAAGUGUCCCUAAGGAAGGGUGAUCUUGGGCAAGGCCCAGGCUGACACGAUGUGGACGUCAUCUCGUGCUUCAACGCGGCCUUUGGAGAACGCUGCUGGUCAAUUUACUCCUGAGGCCACUGGGUUUUUGUCUGUAGUUGGAGUCUUCGUUGUCCUCCUUGCAGUCCUCUUCCUCUUCAUCAACAAGAAGCUCUGCUUUGAAAAGAGAGGUGGACUCUCAUGCCUGGAACAAGGGAGAAGAAAACACUACAGAGAAAAGUCUAGAGUUUGUGAUGGCCUUGGUCUGUUGAUGGCUGUAACCAGAACGUGCGUGCUUCAGAAAAGCUCCCUGAAUUAUAAGUGACAUGCUGGCAAAACCGAACAACUGAUCACCAGAUACCGGCAUAGUGUUAAACAUGGCUUCUGAGGCUGCUCAAAAUUUCCUCCAGCCACUGUCAUCUUGGAUGUCUCAAAUAUAUGAAGCUAUCCAGCAAGCAGGAGACUCUAUAUCAGCUUCAUUGCUGAAUUUGAGCGGAGUGGGUCGUAAGUCAGAGGAAGAAAGAAACCAGGACUUGGAGGACAAUGGAGGAGUUUAUGAGAAUUAUUCUGAGGAAUCAGAAGAUGAAAUACACAUGGACCUGUGGGAUGAGGAAUACACAUAUCCUAGAGAAGACGGUCACAUUGGGGGUCCUGUUCUUGCUUCACAACCCCUCCCUAGUGGCUCUGACCUGGGUCUCCAGAGGCAAAAAUGGGUCAAAAAUACCACCAGCUUACCAGAGCAGAGUGUUGAAAGCACCAGGCCUUUGGCAGCCAACGGAUCCUACUGGAUGAAUGAAGAUUUCCAGCCACUUGAUCGGCUUCCUACUAUCGCUGAGGAAGAAGGUGAGCCCUCUGUGAGGGUCAGAGACCACGAGAACAACCUCAGCGUGGGUGGCUCCACAGAAAUUCAUAAUGGCAAGGCAAGUUUUGCAGAUCUGGAUGGACUAAGCCAACUGAGUUACCAAGACAACCUACCCUAUCGUGAAGAUGACCGCGUAUCUGUUGAUUCAAGAAGAACAAUGGAGAGUAGGGGUGCUGGGCAGCAUAAAGGGCCUAGGAUGGAGUCCCGCACUGCUGAUGGCAUUAGCCAGCAAGCCACCCAUGGAUGUUUGGAACUGGAGACAACAUUUUCCAACCAGGGAUUUGAAGGAAAUGAUGCGACUGACAGCUCAUCAGCGUGGAGCCCUGAGGAGCAUGAUGAAGUAAACAGUGUACCAGAUCAUCACAGUGCUCAUCAGCCUGUUUGUAGAUGUGGUGAUCUAGAUGUCAUCUUCACUUAUAAAGCCUCAAGUCAAAAGCUGGUGGUUACUGUCUUGGAGGCCAGGGACAUCCCAGACAAAGACCGCAGCGGUGUGAACACCUGGCAAGUGCACACAGUCCUGAUGCCGAGCAAGAAACAGAGGGGUAAGACAAGUGUUCAGAGAGGACCCGUCCCGGUGUUCAAGGAUAAAAUUACUUUCAGUAAGCUGGAGCCACACGAGUUAAGUGGCUACGCCAUCCGUUUCCGCCUCUAUGCCGUGCACAAGAUGGUUGGAGAGAAGAUGAUGGGAGAACAGCUGUUCUACCUGAGCAACAUCAGCCAGGAAGGGGAGGUGAAGGUGACACUGAUCUUGGAGCCAAGGAGUAAUUUGACUAGUGCAGACUCUCAGCUUAGUCUGUCAGCAAUCUCUCACAGUGAUAGCACUUCUUCAACACAGUCCCUGUCGCAUGGAGGGGUGCCAGAGCUGCUUGUGGGCUUGUCGUACAAUGCCACUACGGGGCGGCUGUCAGUGGAGAUGAUCAAAGGCAGUCAUUUCCGAAACCUCGCAAUUAAUAGGCCACCUGACACCUAUGGAAAGCUCUGCCUGCUCAACUCCAUGGGCCAGGAGAUGUCUCGCUGCAAGACCUCCAUCCGCCGAGGACAGCCCAACCCCGUCUACAAGGAAACUUUCAUCUUCCAGGUUGCCCUCUUCCAGCUCUCCGAUGUCACGCUCAUGAUCUCCAUAUACAACAAGCGCAGCAUGAAGCGCAAGGAGAUGGUCGGCUGGAUUUCCAUGGGGCAGAACAGCAGCGGGCAGGAAGAGCAGGGUCACUGGCAGGAAAUGAAGGAAUCAAAGGGGACACAGGUCUGCAGGUGGCACACACUGCUCGAGUCCUAAUGGUUACAGGGGCAGCCUGCGGGUCCUGGGACUGUGGGCUGUGUUCCCAGUCAGCAGGAAGCAGCUAUCCCAUGGCAAGCACUGUGCUCUGCCAGGUCUUGUACACUUUAACCUGACUGUCAGUGUCAUCUGUCAUGAGCACUGGAAGUGGCAAGGCCUGAGAAGCAAGUUUACUUCUUGUCUUUGCAGGUUUCCCUGCAUUUUCCAUAUCCAAAUAAUUAUCCCAAGGGAAAAGCAAUGGGCAAACCUACAACAUCCCCUCUUUGGGCCUUGUCUUGCUCAUUUUAUCAUAGGCCUAACCAUCACAGUCUGAUUUUGAUGCUGUUUUCUUCUGGGGUAAAUUCUCCCUUCCUUCCUUUCCCUUAUUUAUAUUAAUGAAGUUUGCAAACAUUCUUGACACGCAGAUAGCUCACAGAUAGGCUAAACUGCAUGCAGAUCACGUUCUCUCUCUCUCAUUAUCAUGUUUUUGAGUCCUAGAAAUAAGCAUUUGGUACCACUAUGGACUGGAUUUUUCAGGCAGCAUGGGAAAGCACUGUUGAAUUCUCUGUCAACUUUUAAGUGCCUAGGCAUUACUACUGUCUCCUGUACUAACAAUUGAUAUUAUUCAUUAGGACUUAAUACUACCAAUAUUUUUAAUGAGGCACCCUGUGCACUUGUUAGCCUGUAUUGCCAUAGGCGUGCAUGAGAGGUAACUAGCAUCGGUUUUAUAUUGCAGUUAUACAACGCAUGUUUAGAUGCUUACUUGAAGUUCAUGGCUUCUGUCAUCAUGGAUACCAAAAAAAAAACAAAAAACGACCAGAACAAGCUGCACAUCCACCUUUGUGCCUGAAUCACACUUUUCUGCAUCGUUUUGGCCAUGUGUCACUUUGCUCUGUAAAAGUGAGGUUCAUUCAGAAAAGCGUUCCUGUGAGCAGUGCACAGAAAGGCCUUCUGGCUGUGGUUUCUCUCACUCAGUUAAGCACAACUCAAGUUCUCUGAGGGCUCUUGUUCAAAUGUUCUAUCCUGUAAUGUCUUCUGGGGGUCUGAAAAGGGACCAUUUUUGGCAUGCUGAGCAGUAGGGAAUGCCAGACCACAUCACUUCAUCUUUGGGGCAAGCUCUCCUACAGGCAAGAAAUAGGAUCCAGGGGACCCCUCCUAGAGGGGGUGCUGGCUCUGACGAACCACACCGGAGAAAAGUAUUACGUUUCCUGUCUCUGACUGAAACCAGUGCAAGGAGCAGGCUUGCUGGAUGAGGUGAUGACACUUUUAUGUAGUUACUCUUCGGACUCCUUUUUGUCAUUUUCCAUUUUAAUCUUUUUUCCUGUCUCUGUGAGUUAAAGUCAAAAAAUGAAAAAAAACGGAGUCAAUGGAUAGGGAACACGUCUUCGUCUGCUGUCUCACUAUUGAACGUUUAGCAGUCGUUAGCUGUUGCAAAGCUGCGUGUGACACAGCAAAGGAUGUUCAUCCUCUCGUGCAGUGAUGGUACGUAGACAGUAAGGUGCCAAGACAUUCAAAUGCUAUCAUCGGCCUGAUUUUGAUUCCCUGUUCUCUUUAGAAGAGGACUGGCAUUUCUUCAUUCCUGCUGAUGGUAAUGAGACAGGAAAUAUUCUGCUGAAAAGGUUUCUGAGUCCUGAAUCACCUCAUGUUUUGUUUUUAUCGUUUACUAAGACCUGGCACCAAACUCUGCCUCCUGCACCACAAUUGUCUCCUUCCCUUUGAUGGUGCUGUGCAGAUCUAACCAGUGCAAGUUUGGGCACGGGCUUUUUAACCAAAAUUGAGCGUGGGUGCUGGUUUGCCUCACACCCAGUGAAGUGCUAGACUUGGGUUAUCACUUGGUGUGAUACACACAGGCUUUGUCUGCCCUCGCGGGGCAGUCCAACAAGAAAGAAUAAUCUGUAGGGAGAAGGACUGCAGGUAUAGGUGAGACAAAUUAUCCUACAGGUCAUGGUUAUAGAUAUUCUUACACUUACCUGUCUGAGCACCAUUUCCAGUGAGACUGGUGGGUGUCCUAUGCAGGAGGGUUGUCCUCCACUGCCUAGAUAAGCUGGCAUAGUAUCUGCUUUGCACUACUGGAGCUUUGUAUCGCAAAGCAGGAUCUAACCCAAACAGAACUACGUUUUUGACUGCACUGUUAAUGCAGCUGUAUUACCAAUAGGAGAGAAAAUAAGCAUGUGAGUGGUAAUGAGCAGAACAGGUCUGUGUUUCUUUUUACCAUGUACUUUUCUUCUGGAAAAAAAAGUACAGGAAACAGCCCAAUUCAAAAGGUGCAUUUGCUGAUUUCAGAUGUUUUCCAAUCUCUGCAUCUGUUUUUCCUGAACUGCACAAAAUGUAUAUACAAGUGUUUAUAAGCAACUUUAUUAUCUGAAAUGUGUAUG